GUUUGGUGUUUUCUGCCUGGAUUUCUACCAUUUCGCUGAACUAUUUGGGGGAUUUUCUUUCUGUCAGAGUCGACCUGGUUGUUGUUUGACAUUUCCCACCCAGCACAGUCAGAGGAGAAGGACUACAGAGCAGAGAUCUCACUCUGACCCCCAUCAAGUGGUUUAAAAGACUCUUAUUUUCCAACACCGCUACAAACAAUGAAACUGUUCCUGCACUGUUUUCUCCUGACACUUGGAGUGGCCACUGGGCAUCGCAGCGCUCUGAAUGACUUCCAGCGGUCUGAGGGCAGAGAGCUCAGUCCAACCUCCUGGAACUCGGCUCGAGUGCAGACGUUGCCGGGUUUGAACCUGGAGGACUGUGCUUCUCGCUGCUCACAGUCACUGGACUGCAGAGCUUUCAACUAUGAAACUCGUCCAGCGGUCACCUGCAAACAUCUGCCUUGGGUGGGCGACGGCAGCAACGCAGAGGUGAAGAGAAACGUGAACUGUGACCUUUACGAGAAGAAGGUCUAUGUGAGGAAGUGCAUUGUGGAUAAAGGAGAAGACUACCGAGGGAAAGUCUUCAUCACAAAAAGCGGCCUCACCUGCCAGCAGUGGUGGUCCAAGUUUCCUCAUGAUCACAGGUGGACUCCCACAGCCACUAAUGGUCUGGAGCUGAACUACUGCAGGAACCCAGAUGGGGAUCGUAUCGGUCCGUGGUGCUACACCACCGACGCUGAGCGACGCUAUGAGAGCUGCAACAUUCCUCAGUGCAAAGACGAGGUGUGCAUCACUUGUAACGGGGAGGACUACAGGGGGCAGGUUGACCACACUGUGAGCGGCAGAGAGUGUCAGAGAUGGGACCAGCAGUCUCCUCACCAACACAUCUACCAACCAGAAAAGUAUCCUGAUAAGAGUUUAGAUGAUAACUACUGCCGUAACCCCGAUGCCUCUCCGGUUCCUUGGUGUUACACCACAGACCCUGAAGUGGAGAGAGAAAACUGUGAGAUCAGCAAAUGCACUGAAGUUCAAGUGGAGAAACGUCAGCGCUCCAGUUUCACCACCAACUGUUUCCGCGGCCGUGGGGAGGAUUACCGCGGUAAAGUCAACGAGACGACGUCAGGCAUCCCCUGCCAGCGGUGGGAUGCUCAGCAACCUCAUGAGCAUCCCUUCUACCCAAACACAUACGAGUGCAAGGGUUUGGAGGAGAAUUACUGCCGCAACCCGGACGGGUCUGAGGCUCCCUGGUGCUUCACAUCGGUGGCAGAGAUGAGGACUGCUCUCUGCCUGCAGAUCAAACGCUGUGCAGACGACAUAGAAGCUGAAGAUUGCUACCAGGAAAAUGGAAAAAACUACAGAGGCAUUGUCCGCAAAACUCGUAAGGGCAUCACCUGCCAGAAAUGGAGUGUUAACACACCUCACCAAACCAAGAUAAACCUAAGGACACAUCCUGAGGCCAAUCUGACAGAGAACUAUUGUCGCAACCCAGACGGGGACCAGCACGGACCCUGGUGCUACACCACAGACCCCAAAACUGAGUUUGACUACUGUGCCAUCAAACAGUGCGCUGGAGAGAAAGUGUCCAUGACCGAACCAGUAGAGAAGGUGGAGUUCAGUGAGUGUGGAAAGAGAGAAGACCGUAUCCCAAGGUCGAGGUUGCGUAUCGUGAAUGGGAUUCCUGGGAACUCGCCGUGGACAGUAAGCCUCAGAGACAGAAAAGGAAAUCACUUCUGUGGAGGGACCCUGGUCAAUGCCAGAUGGGUGAUCAGCACCAAGCAGUGUUUCUCCUCCUGCUACGUUGACCUGCCCGGAUACUCGGCCAUGAUGGGAACACUGUUUCGGGAUCCACAGGAAGGAGAACCUGGUGUUCAAACCAUCCCUCUGACCAAGAUCGUCUGUGGACCAUCUGAGUCUCAGCUCGUCAUGCUACAACUGGAAUCCCCAGCCCAGUUUAAUGAGCGUGUCUCUCAGAUCUGCCUCCCUCCUGAGCGCUACAUUGUGGCUGAGGGGACGAUGUGUGAGAUCGCAGGAUGGGGGGAGACCAGAGGAACUGGAGAUGAGACUGUCCUCAAUGUGGCCCACAUACCAGUUCUUAGUAACAAGGAAUGCAACAAAUACUUCAGAGGUCGUGUUCGCGAAAAUGAGAUGUGCACAAACUCCUUCCAGGGCGGAGUAGGCGCCUGUGAGAGAGACUAUGGCGGCCCUCUGGCGUGUCAGAACAGGGACUGCUGGGUACUUGAGGGAGUGAUCAUCCCCAUGAGGCGCUGCGGACACCCAGGGCAGCCCAACAUCUUCAUCCGCGUGUCCGUGUACGUGGACUGGAUCAAGAAGGUCAUGGAGAUGGCUUAGGGACGGAUGCUGGAAAUGCGAAACUGAUCAAAUCCAAUGUCAAAACUUGCAAGAGCAGUUUUUCAACCAAAUAUUUACAGUUUCUUCUUCUUCUCAGAUGUCUCUUUAACAUUAGAAACUAUCAAUAGUACAAAUAAAAAUAAAAGCAUUACAAUUUAUUAUUAGUCCCAUUACUGUUACAUUGCCAGGACAUUUAAAAGGGCUCAUUCAGACUCUUACUCAUGCAGAAAAUGCAGGGAGAACUGAGUCGGUUUUUGCAUUAUAUGUUUCAAAUUAAUUUUUAUGUGCACUUAUAUUUAGUGAAGCUUUUAGUCGAACUUUAAAGUUGAUCAAAAGGAGUAUUUAAAGUUGCUAGUGGCUUGUUGCUGGUAGCCAAAAUCCAUAAGAGCACAAGCAGAAAACAUUUACAUUCCAGGAAAACAAUCCAGUUAGCAAGUAAGAAAAACAAGAAACCAUGCAGAGAAGCUUUAUCACAGAAACACAAACAGCUUUUUAGAUUUUUAGGAACGGCUUCACAUUAAGUCUUUGCGUUAUUAUUUGUCAACAAUUUUUAUUUUUACAAUUACUAUUUUCUCAUUCAUCUUUGCUGUCCCAAUAAAUUCUCACAUCUGCUCAGUUUUCAAACCUUGUUUUAAAUGUUUAUUUGCUGCUAAGUAGGAGGACUUAAAGCAGAGGUUCGCCAGUUUUGUCAUUAAUUCACCAACGACUAAAACGGAAAAGAAAAAAAAAAGAUCAAAUGAGCUGAAGUCCCUCUGGUUCAGAGAAGUAUAGCUGGAGCUAAUUAACUUCCAAUAACGGAGGAGGUGUGAGGGGGGUUUUACUCCAAGUUCCUAACAUCCCCUGGAAAUGCACUCUUUCCCACUAAACUGUACACCUCCCCUGCUCUCCCUGGCAUUGAAUGGAGCUCUGAAAUACCUUCUUUGCCCCCAGCCUCUAAAGAAAUCCCUCCUCUGCCUGUCUUUUGAUGCCUGCCCCCACCUCUAAAGACAUGCCUUUGUGCCUUAUGCAGAACUGUAUGCGCUGCACAUUCUUUCUAGUUCUAUAGGAGGAUUUUUGUAACCCGGUCCUGAUGAGCCCACGGAAUUCAGCUUAAAUAAACCUCAAGAUCAGAGUCCCACCGAAUCUCAGACACAGCGCACGCUGCAGAAGGCCACUGAACUCUCUCGUACAUGGACGCGCACACUAUUUCUCCCUCAUGCAAACCCCCCCCCCACCACCUCCAUGUCUUUCCCCCCCAUUUCUGUCUCUAUUUCCUUCCUCUUUUUGAUUUUCACACCAACAUUUUACUUCAAACAAGCAGAAUUGUGUGAAUUUUUUCUUGCAGAAAAAAGAAACUAAUAAAAGCGACAAACAUGUUAUGGCAACCAUUUAUCCUCCUGCUGUGUGCACCGUUUGGAAACUGCAGGUUGACAGUUAUGAUUUCAGAGUCAUUCUGUUCACUUUCAUUUAGUAAUAUUUAUAGUGGAUGACUAAUCAAAUUCGUAUAUGACUACCAGUUCUCAGCAAGUGUAUUGCCAAAAGCUUCUGGGAAACCUGAGUAAAAUUUUUAAUAAAUGCUUCUACAAAAAUA
Molecule: messenger RNA, 3898 nt
Organism: Acanthochromis polyacanthus (spiny chromis)
Lineage: Eukaryota; Metazoa; Chordata; Actinopteri; Pomacentridae
Gene: mst1
Product: macrophage stimulating 1
Exons: 18
Coding region: 199-2328 (709 amino acids)
Biological process (GO): proteolysis
Molecular function (GO): signaling receptor binding; serine-type endopeptidase activity
Source: RefSeq, a predicted model, not a curated record